UAGGUAAUUUACACUAUAUAUGAUAACUGUACUUGUGUGUACUUGUGCCUAAAUAAACUUAUUUAUUAUUCCAGGAAACAAUGUUUGAAUUAUAAUUCGCGCAAUAAUUGCCAAGUUUUAGAGUCCCUUAAGAACACCAACAACAGCCGGGUGUGUCUCCCAGCUGCUCUCAACAACUUAUACAAUGCAUGGACGUUUGAAAAUAAAGACAACAGCUGAGCAAGCAGCAGAGAAGCAGAAAGAGAGGGCAGAAAAAAGGAAGUUAUAUCUUGCAGGACUCACAAAGGCUUUUGCAAAGAGAACAUCAGGAAUUCACGAUGAAGAAGGACUGAAGAUAACUGCACAGCUUUUAAUAGUAAACCCAGAUGUUAGCACACUUUGGAACUUUCGGCGAGAGAUUCUCUUAGCCAUGAAGGGAGAAGAUCAAGAGUCAUGGGAGAAAAGUCUUACUGGGGAAAUGACAAUGGUAGAAAAUUGUCUAAUGAAGAAUCACAAAAGUUAUGGAGCAUGGCACCACCGCUGCUGGGUAAUGGAAAACUUCUCCUCGCCACCUUGGACAGCUGAACUAGCACUUUGUGACAAGUACUUGAAAGUAGAUGAAAGAAAUUGUAAGCAUUAAUUAUGGUGAAUUUGA
This is a messenger RNA of Cherax quadricarinatus, 634 nucleotides long. Lineage: Eukaryota; Metazoa; Arthropoda; Malacostraca; Decapoda; Parastacidae. The record is from RefSeq and is a predicted model, not a curated record.